Molecule: messenger RNA, 3078 nt
Organism: Didymosphaeria variabile
Lineage: Eukaryota; Fungi; Ascomycota; Dothideomycetes; Pleosporales; Didymosphaeriaceae
Exons: 3
Coding region: 1-3078 (1025 amino acids)
Biological process (GO): protein import into nucleus; positive regulation of DNA-templated transcription; mRNA export from nucleus
Cellular component (GO): nuclear pore outer ring
Molecular function (GO): structural constituent of nuclear pore
Source: RefSeq, a predicted model, not a curated record
AUGUUCCGCGUGCCCGACUCUUCGUCGCCGCCCUCGACGCCCGGGCGAUAUGGCUAUAGCACAAACGUACCGUCAACAACGCCCGCGGGGCCACCGCCAGGUCAAUCAUUCAUCUCCUCUACCCCGGCCGGUCCACCUCCAACAGGCAAUCUCUUCGGUACAAAGCCAACUCUCGAACCCGGUCGCCCCAACUCUCAUCCGCCGCUGUUUCUUGGAAGCUCACCGCCCAAGAAUGAGCUCUUUGAAGGCGUCGGUUCAGGUCACUUCAGAACAUCGUCCGAGGGGAGACCAGGAUCGCAGCGUGGGCGAGCCUCGAGCUCUGGCUUUGGCCGCUUUCCGAACAGUCCGACAGCCACAAGAGAGUUCCAAGUGCCAGAUGACGAUGAGAUGGAGGAAGACGACGCAGAAGGGGAAGAGGACGAUGAGCUUGACAAUCCACACGAGCGUCGCAUAAGAACCAGGGAUAGCUUGUCUCAGUCACUGGCAUCACGAUCUAGCGUGGGCGAGUAUAAUGCUGGGCAAAGGGUCGUUCAGAGCGGCUCGAAGCAACACCAGUACGACCUGACCAAUCUAGCUAAGGGCCUCACGUCCAAGGCGGAUCGCGGAACCUUGGUCGAGUCGGACAACGUUAUACUAGAGACAGAGCGCCUGCUGGCGAAAUUACAAGACGCAUCGGAUGGCGAGGGGUCGAAGGCUAAACCCUUGGGGGACACUGCACAAGGAUUGCUCGCACUUUGGCGAACCUCAUCGGCCAAGAAGUUGUCUAAUGCAACAACAUUGGCAGAAUUACUAUUCGGCAUACAUCAUCCAGAUCGCCUUGUCGCUGAAGAGCGCACCUUGUCAGCAUCCCGAGCGCUCAUACAGCGUCACUCGGAAUCCUUUGCACCCAUACCCAAAGUACUCCUUGAAUGGCUUAAUACUCAACGGCCCGUAGACGAUGAGAUAAACACUGUCUUAAGCCAACCCGGUGGAUACUCGGGGCACGUAUACUUCUGGGACAUAGUACAAGUCACAGCUUUGCGCGGUCAGCUUACAACGACUCUGGAGCUUCUUACCGGAGCAAACUUUUCGGUCGCACAUACGGCACAAGACGAUGAGGGAACUCCUGGAUAUAGAGGCUCUAAACUUGAGUAUGCUACGCAUGCUGCUCAAGAAGCUGUCAACCUGCUGCGUCAGUGUCCCGCACUGAAUGACGAUUGGAAUGUAAAGGGCCAUGACUGGAGCAUCUUCCGGCAGCUGGCACGUCAGGCAAAGCGUAAUCUCGAAGAUCUUGCCGAAGGAGAAAGCCAGGCCCGAUUCUCAAUGUCUCAAUCACUGGGAGGGUCCUACUUUGGCCUCUCCCAGUCUCGUGCGAACUUCAGCCUCAGCACCCAUAGUCGAAAGGUGGAGUGCAAGGUGCCCUGGUCCGUAUACGAUCGACUCCUGAAAUUUUACAACAACUUAAUUGGCGACGAGGGAGAACUUGUUACGUGCUCAGAGACUUGGAUUGAGGCAACUCUCUUGCUUACGAUCUGGUGGGACGGUGAAGAAGACUUGCUUGCUCAAGGAAGUCUGGCAGCUACCCGUCGUCCUCUUUCUCAAUCACAGCGCUCACAGAUCUCGGACGUCAAAGCGUAUACUGAACGAUUGGCAGCUGCUCUAGCCUACGUUCUCGAUGGCGGCGACGAGUCGUUCACGCUCAUGACUAACAAUGUAUUUGAGGUGGGCGUUGCAAGCAUUCUCGACGACAACGUUGAGGGUACUUUAUAUAUACUACGCAGCCUCUCACUCGUAGCAGCGUCCGCGGUUGCCGAAGUGGCUAGUGCGGGUGGGUGGUUGAAGCGCUCUGAUGGUAUCUUUGGUCACCUAGAUCAGAGUGACUUAAUGCUUCUGAGUUUUAACCAACCAAUACGGACUGGGUUAUCUAAAGACGACCUCCUCGUCGCCUAUGCCGACCAACUCUCGCCCAGAGACCAGCUGAAGAGCCAAGAUGGAAACAUAUCGCGACCAGGGUGGGAGCUGGCCAUUGAGAUCUUGGGAAGAUUGGAUGACACAGCGCUUGGAAACGAACGGAUUCAAAAGAUACUUGACGAGCUUCCUCUUGCCUCGGCAGAGCAGGUUGAUAAGGUCACGCAACUCUGCCACAGCAUGGGCUUGUCUGACUUGGCUUUUAGCAUUGCUCGGAAAUUUGCCGAUCACCUUCAAGCCAAUACCCAGAACUACGGGGACGCAAUCCUAUACUACGCUCGUGCACGCGCAGGACCGAAGAUUCAGGAAGUUCUGCGAGCGCUUGUUGCCCACUGUCUCGUCAAAUCUAUCGCCUACCCACCUCUAAACGAGCUAGACACCUCCCUCAAGAAGCUCAUAACCUCGCCGAAAAAGAGCCUGAACGAACUUGCAAGCCUGGAUAUAGAAGCUGCCAAGCUACUAUCAAACUCACUGAGCGGUUACGCCACGAUACGGAAGUUCUACGACCUACGAGAUGAGGAAGUGCUGCUCAAGGACGGCGAGAAACCAGCUCAUCGGCCAUUGGCGCGAAAGCGGACAGCAGCCAAUGCGCUUACCGUUAUAAUCUCUAGCGCAGCGUCAAGUAUUCGAGGAGGCCUCUAUGAUCCGGAAGUUGAAACUGUCGUCCAAGUUGACGUGCUGCUACCUCUACUUGGAGAGGUCCUUGUCUUCGUCAACCAGCCAAAACGCACGCUCACUCUCCGUGACCUCUACGAACUCCUCGCCGCCGUCGAAGACCUCUCGACCGCUCCCAGCAUGAUCCGAGCACAAUGCGAAGAGGCGCUAUCUACCACCUUACUUGCCGCGGGCGGUUCUCGCUUGUCGCUUCAAAAGUCGACAUCCAAUCUGACAACCGCCUCGUCACAGUACUCCCUGAUUGGUAGUAUGGAUUUGGGAUCAGUGGAAGGCGUGAGCACAGAAAGCUCAACUGUGUUGGUUCAGGGUGGAGGGGUGGACGAUGUGAAGAGGGGAUGGGAUUGGCGCAAGGGCUUCCCUCGAGGUGCGAAGGGCGAGGACGUGAUCAGGAUACUGAGGCUGGGGAUUGCGAAGGAAUUGGGGAGGGCGUUUGCUGAAGGUGAGCUUCAGCCUUGA